Tetrahymena thermophila SB210 is the source of this 1344-nucleotide messenger RNA. RefSeq lists its product as hypothetical. The record is from RefSeq and is a predicted model, not a curated record. Lineage: Eukaryota; Ciliophora; Oligohymenophorea; Hymenostomatida; Tetrahymenidae. The transcript has a single exon.
AUGUCUAAAACUCAAUUGCAACACUCUAGUGCUGCUGCUGCUGUUAUAGCUGCUGCACCUGCUUUAUAAUCUGAUUUACCAAACUCAAAGAACAGCUAGCUUUUUUUGACUCUUAACCAUACUUAAGUAAAAAUUAAUGAUACUUUGACAGGAGAAAUUUUAUUUGAUGCAAAAUAAACAAUUAAUACUUAAUGCUCUGUUGUUUUGGUAAUUGAAAGCAAAGAAAAUAUUUACAAAGGUAGUCAAAUAAUAUUUGAAGAAAUAAUAAUGAGCGUCCGUAGUGAAGUCUAUCAAAUAAAGUCUUAAAUGGCUCCUAAUAUUUAUAAAAUUCCAUUAAAUAUCGAGAUUUCCGAUAUUUUUGAUUCUAGUGAAUGCUUCAGAUUAGACAAUGAACUCAGUGUUAAAGUUGAAUACUAAAUAUCCUGCUAAAUAGUUCAAUUUGUUGAUUAAUAACAAUAAAGCUAAGCAAAAAUGAUUAAUAAGAUAUAAGAAGUAUCAUCUCAAAAUGGAACCAAUUUCAUUCGCAGUUCUGACUAAAUUGAGUAUGAGGGAUAAGUUUUAUUAUCAUCUGCAUCUAUUCCUAUACAAAUAAUUAGCAAUAUUAGCAAUAAAAAAAGUCUUCCAGUAACCAUUACAUAACAUAUUCCUAAGAUACAAAAAAGCUUCUUCCGUAAACUUGGUAGCAUUCUAUGCUGUAAAGGAACCCGUGAAAAUAAAUACAAAGAAUGUGAAGCUAAUUCUAAAGCUGUCCAAAAAAAAACCAUAAACUUUUUUUGUUUGGAUAUUAACACCAUAAACAUUUAUCCAGGUGAGGCUUUCUCAUUUAUAAUUAAUGAUGAUAGUAAAAUUAGCUAAGAAAGCUAAGCAAGCAAGAUACAAUACAAAACAAGAUUGGUGAAUAAGUAAGUGAUUAAUAUAAAUAAUAAGACAUACCUAAACGAAACAAAUAUCUUAUAUUCUAAAAAUGUCUACAAAAAUCAACCUGAAAAGGUGACUCUCCCUUACUCAUCCUAAAACUCAUACAAAAGUAAUGUGUUCAAAAACACGUUUGAGCUCUAGGUUGUUCCUGAAGAUUAUGAUUUUACUGACAUUGUUUGCCUAAAAGUACCAAUUCAUGUGAAUCAUAAGAAAUUCAGAUUAUUACCUCUACAAAACGAAAAUGAAUAUUAAGAUUAGCAAAUGAAAGAGUCUAUCGAACUUCUAUAAAAAUACCCUUGCAAAAUAAUUGCAAAAAUAUCUAUUAAAUUUGAUGAGCAACAAGAAGAACAAAAUUUAGCAGAAAGCUAAAGAUCUACAAAAUUAAAUACCCCUGAUAUCACCCCAUUACGAAAAAGUUUUGAGUGA